GGGUCUCAAUAUUGAACUCAAUAUUAAUACCAAUAUUGAAGUUAAGAUUGAUGCCAAUAUUGAAGUUAACAAUGAUACUAAUAUUGAAGCCAACAUUGACUUCAAUAUUGAAACAAAUAUUGAAGCCAAU
Messenger RNA from Racocetra persica, 130 nucleotides. Lineage: Eukaryota; Fungi; Glomeromycota; Glomeromycetes; Diversisporales; Gigasporaceae. The record is from the annotation of a GenBank genome assembly.